AUGUUCCACCGUGAAUCGACUGUUGAGCUCCCAUCGCAGCUUGGUGGUGGUGAGCUGAGUGUUCUGGCAAUCCACUUCACGAAUCAGGUGCUUUUGCAACUACGGUACAAUGGCGAACUCGAUACCACUUUCGAAGUGUCACGACAGGGGUUGGGACAAUUGCAUCAAAUGGGCUCUAAUGGUGAGUUGAGAGACACUAUGGCAGAUUACAAAGCUGUGUCUAAGCUGGGAAAUAGUGAUGAUGCGAAGUUGCCUGUUGUAUGUACGCAAUUGGCAGAACUAGUAUUUAGAACUGUUGUAGAUGGAAUCGAAACUUUUGAACCACGCAAUUUGCUGGUAACAAUGAGCAGUAAACUGUGGUACCAUGGUUCGCACGAUUUCGAGACCUUAAUGUUCGUCUUAAAAACAAUUAAACAGAUGUAUACUUAA
Molecule: messenger RNA, 429 nt
Organism: Torulaspora delbrueckii
Lineage: Eukaryota; Fungi; Ascomycota; Saccharomycetes; Saccharomycetales; Saccharomycetaceae
Gene: IRC25
Product: Irc25p
Exons: 1
Coding region: 1-429 (142 amino acids)
Source: RefSeq, a predicted model, not a curated record